Schizophyllum commune H4-8 is the source of this 945-nucleotide messenger RNA. Its product is annotated as glycoside hydrolase family 18 protein. Lineage: Eukaryota; Fungi; Basidiomycota; Agaricomycetes; Agaricales; Schizophyllaceae. The record is from RefSeq and is a predicted model, not a curated record. The coding region runs from base 1 to 945 and encodes 314 amino acids. Gene Ontology annotation, biological process: carbohydrate metabolic process. Gene Ontology annotation, molecular function: hydrolase activity, hydrolyzing O-glycosyl compounds. The transcript has 8 exons.
AUGGUUUCGUUCCUUACUACUUUUGCUGCUGCCGCUCUUUCCUUUGCAUGCGCCCGCGCUGCGCCGCUUGACGGCCUCAGUCAGCGUGCGCGCGAUAUCCUGGGUCGUGCUGCCCCUGCAGCUCCUCGUUUUGUUGUGUAUGGAGACACGACGGCGACCCCCUCUGCUGGUCCCCCAGCUGUAGACGAGAUCAAGGGCUUCGACGUCUACGCGAUGUCCUUCCUCCUUCUCGCCGGCGCAUGGGACAAGGCCUAUGAAUGGACCUCCCUCACCGCCGACGAGCGCACCACCAUCAAGUCUGAGUACGCUGACGCAGGCAUCAAGCUGAUUGUCGCCGUCUUUGGUGCUACCGACGUGCCCACCACUACUGGCGCCGACCCCGUCGCCACCGCCCAGAACAUCUCUUCCUGGGUCAAGGAGUACGGUCUCGACGGUGUGGACGUGGAUUACGAGGACUUCGGUGCCUUCGACAAGGGUGACGGCUCCGGCGAGAACUGGCUCAUCGACUUUACGACGCAGCUGCGCUCGGACCUGCCUGCCGGCGACUACAUUAUCACUCAUGCGCCCGUCGCACCCUGGUUCAGCCCUUCCAAGUGGGGCGGCGGAGGCUACCUCGCCGUCAACGAGAAGGUCGGCGACCUCAUCGACUGGUACAAUAUCCAGUUCUACAACCAGGGCACCACCGAAUACACCACCUGCGACUCCCUCCUCAACACUUCCUCCUCCACCUGGCCCGAGUCCGCCCUGUUCGAGAUCAUCGCCAACGGCGUCGACGCGGACAAGCUCGUCAUCGGGAAGCCCGCGACCUCGGGCGACGCCAACAACGGGUACAUCGCGCCCGAGACGCUCGCGGAGUGCCUGCAGACGGCGAAGGCCGCGGGCUGGAGCGCGGGCGCGAUGUCGUGGCAGACUUCGGUAAUGGAAGAGCUGACGGACUUUCUGUAG